Molecule: messenger RNA, 753 nt
Organism: Fraxinus pennsylvanica
Lineage: Eukaryota; Viridiplantae; Streptophyta; Magnoliopsida; Lamiales; Oleaceae
Source: the annotation of a GenBank genome assembly
AUGUCUGAAAACGCAAGCCCCUCUCCAGUUCCACCCCAAGACCCGGCCCCAAACCCGAUUCCGGUUGACCCCAAUAAUGAUACAGGCGACGUAAUUAUGCCCGACCCGUUGCUAGAAUCCGGCUCUUUCAUUGACGCCGACCAAAACGAGGCUGAACCGGAGACGCCACCAAACCACCAGCAACAACCAAUUGCCGAGGAGGAGCAAGGAUCGGGCUCCGGCAUUGCUGCGGAGCCGAUUUCGGUGGCCCCCCCUGCUGAUGGCUCGGCUGGGACGACUAGGCCGUCCAUAAAGAGAAACCUAGAGGAGAUGGCAAAAAGGCCGAGCUGGUUGCCUGAUGCCUGGACGAUAGAUUUGAGGGUCCGUUCCUCUGGAGCCACAGCUGGAACCAUCGAUCGGUAUUACAGAAAUCCUGCAGGAAAGAAAUUCCGUUCAAAGAAUGAAGUGAUGAACUUUCUGGAAACAGGAAGUAAGAAAACGAAAAAGCCAAAUGAUGCAGAAGCUACGCCUUCUAAGAGUCCUGCAAGCAAAAAACAAAAGAAGUCGAGCUCAAAGCGCAAGAAGUCUGAGGCUUUGAAGUUUGAUUUCGAGAAUCCACCAACUGCUGUCAGCUGGAUUUGCACAAAUGCUCCUGAAGAGACAUGGACUGCCCGGGUUGACAACAAACGGGUGGCUGAAUCUCGCCAACGUGAGUGGGCUGCUGCAUUUGAACAUGCCACUCAACGCAAACCGAGUGAGGGGGCCUCUAACUGA